AAAUUCGCAAAAAAACACUCGGCACGGGACUGGCGCCACUAACCAAAGAAAGUCAAUUCUUCACAUGGACCCUCGUCGGGGAGCUGCGGCCUGCGGCCUCUCUCUCGAGAUUCCCUCGGCGGCGGAGCAGUGCGAGCCGGUGCGCGACAUCGAGGGGGGUGUCUCGCCGCUCGUGGCAAGAGAGCAGCGAGACCGUGGCGGCGUUGGAGGGGCCCUCGUCGUUAGUGCCCGCGGCGCGCCCCAGCUGAAGGAGGGCGCGCGAAACGUCGAGGCGAGGGAGGGCUCCUGGGGCGGCGGUGAGGUGCGGUAACCGGUGGGGCGCGGUGGAAUCACUGAGGUCUGAGCGCAUGACGAACGACAACUGCGUCCUGCGCUCUGUGAUCCCUAUCUCCAUCUAGGCCCACUUGCGCCUCCGACGGGGAGGAGGCAGGAAGUCCCCUCCUCUCCGACCACUCGCGCAGCACCGUCGGCGAGAGCUGGCUCAAGUCGACGACAGCGCCGGAGUUGGUUCUCCGGAUGGCGGGUGGUCCGGCGCGGGCAGCGUCUGCCUCGACGGUGAUCCGGCGAGAGGUCUG
Molecule: messenger RNA, 575 nt
Organism: Emiliania huxleyi CCMP1516
Lineage: Eukaryota; Haptophyta; Isochrysidales; Noelaerhabdaceae
Exons: 3
Source: RefSeq, a predicted model, not a curated record